AUGUCUCAUAUUUCCAGUCUUCAUUUGUUAUUACAGAAAGUGCGAAUGUGUGGAAGUGUUCAGACAUCUGUUACAGUAAUUGACGAUGCGUUCUCUUGUUGUAGAGAGGUAGAGAUGAGACGGAUGCUGGUGGAGCGCGAUGCGCGCUGCGCCCGCACCCUCGUCUCCUUUGCCGAUGAGGCAUCCUUUGUAGCUGCCUUUCCCUCCUACGCUGCUAACACAACGCUGGGUAAGCGGUCAGGUUUAACUUCCUCUCAGUCGCGAAAGAGACCGAUGCGUCACUGCCCAUUGACGGGUCGAAUAGCACGCUACCUCGAUCCCCUCACCCGUACGCCCUAUGCCGAUCUGGCAGCUUUUCGCGCCCUCCGGCACCUCUACCGCCUUCACUUGGAGACAGGCGCAUCUCCAGUCGAUCUGCUUCGAAGAUUUCGCAAUGGUGAGAUCAAAUUAGGUACUGACGGUGACUGA
This is a messenger RNA of Hydatigera taeniaeformis, 468 nucleotides long. The record is from the annotation of a GenBank genome assembly. Lineage: Eukaryota; Metazoa; Platyhelminthes; Cestoda; Cyclophyllidea; Taeniidae.